GCCACGAAUCUCUUCUUCGCGACAGAAGCUGAAAAGGAGGUCAAACUGCCGGUGAUACGCUCUGGCGAGCCAAGCAAUCCUUGCAGUGUGCGCUGCUACACCCAGGAUCUGUCUGGACAGGCCGGACUGCGGUACGCCAAGGUAGACACGACCAUCGAGUUUCCUACCGGUUCAACAUUGGCCUAUGUCACAAUCCCCAUCCUCACAGACAGUGCCUGGCAUACCUGUGAGGAAUUUGCCGUCAAGCUCGCGGAUCCUGACAGAUGUCACAUCCGUGGAGGCGGUUGCCGAGUCAAGAUCAUUGACGAGGACUGCUUUCCGAGCAACGACGUGGCCGAGUACCUUGUGCCCCCGUCCUCACUGGACGAAGUGCCACAGAGGACAUUCGCAUGGAGUUUCAUCCGGCUUUGCAUGAUGCAGCCCGAUAUCAAGCGGAAGGCAUUGAUUCACGUUAGCAUCUCGUUGCUGCACAAUCUGUACUUUUUGAUGACUGUCUUCCUGAAGGUGUAUCUCAUCAACGUACUUUUGGCAAAAGCAGGCGAUGAGGCCCAUGCGGCCGCCCGGACAAGUCUGAGCGAGCAGGCC
Symbiodinium sp. CCMP2456 is the source of this 585-nucleotide messenger RNA. The record is from the annotation of a GenBank genome assembly. NCBI's taxonomy places the organism in Eukaryota, Dinophyceae, Suessiales, Symbiodiniaceae.